This is a messenger RNA of Colius striatus (speckled mousebird), 1761 nucleotides long. Its product is annotated as flavin containing dimethylaniline monoxygenase 5. NCBI's taxonomy places the organism in Eukaryota, Metazoa, Chordata, Aves, Coliiformes, Coliidae. Gene Ontology annotation, molecular function: N,N-dimethylaniline monooxygenase activity; flavin adenine dinucleotide binding; NADP binding. The record is from RefSeq and is a predicted model, not a curated record.
AUGUCUGGAAGAAGCACAUCUUGCAACAACUCAUCCAGCCACCCACGGGAAGCACAGGGACAGCCAUCUCCGAGCAGCACAAUCUGUAGGCUGCACAUACCCCUGACAAGGUUUUGGCCCUGUGCCCCUGCCACCACCACACCGUGGGACAUGGUUGCCUGGAAAGUAGCCAUCAUCGGUGCUGGUGCCUCUGGCCUGUGUGCCCUGAAAUGCUGCCUGGAUGAGGGGCUGGAACCCACCUGCUUUGAGAGGAGCCGGGACAUCGGGGGCCUGUGGCGCUUCGAGGAGCACCCCGAGGAGGGCCGCGCCAGCAUCUACCGCUCCGUCAUCAUCAACACCUCCAAGGAGAUGAUGUGCUUCAGCGACUUCCCCAUGCCCGAGGACUUCCCCAACUACAUGCACAACUCCAAGAUCAUGGAGUACUUCCGCCUGUAUGCGCGGCACUUCGGGCUGCUGCCACACAUCCGCCUCAGGACUGACGUGUGCCGCGUGGCCAAGCGCCCCGACUUCGGCGCCACGGGCCAGUGGGAGGUGGUGACGGAGAGCGAGGGGAAGCAGGAGACGGCCGUGUUCGACGCCGUGCUGGUGUGCACUGGGCACCACAGCGAAGCGCAUCUCCCGCUCAGCACCUUCCCAGGGAUAGAAAAGUUUGAGGGCUGGUACAUGCACAGCCGGGACUACAAGAGCCCACAGCUGUUUACAGAGAAGCGGGUGGUCGUGGUUGGCGUGGGGAAUUCAGGCAUCGACAUCGCGGUGGAGCUGAGCCGCACAGCCAAGCAGGUCUUCCUCAGCACCAGGCGUGGGACCUGGCUGCUGCCCCAGCUGGUGGAAGGCGGGUACCCCUUCGACUUCUGCUACAUCACCCGCUUCCUGAGCCUCGUCCAAAACGUCUUGCCUCAAAAUAUCACUCAUUUCAUUCUGGAGAGACGGCUGAACGCCCGCUUCAACCAUGCACUCUACGGCCUGCAGCCCCGGCACCGGGUCUUUGACCAGCACACCACCAUGAAUGACGAGCUGCCCAACCGCAUCAUUUCAGGCAAGGUGCAGGUGAAGCCCAACGUGCAGCAGUUCACAGAGACGGCUGCCAUCUUUGAGGACGGCACCAGGGAAGACAUCGACGCCGUGGUCUUUGCCACGGGAUACAGCUUCUCCUUCCCCUUCCUCGAGGGCUGCGUGAAGGUGGUGGAGAACCAGCUCCCCCUCUACAAAUUCAUGUUUCCCCCUGAGCUGGAGAAGCCCACGCUGGCUUUCAUUGGGCUCGUGCAGCCUCUGGGUGCCAUCAUGCCCGUCUCCGAGCUCCAAUGUCGCUGGGCCGCCCGUGUUUUCAAGGGGCUGCAGGGCCUGCCGCCAUCCGCUGACAUGUUGGCUGACAUUGCACGAACCAAGAAGCACAUGGCCGCACGGUACGUGAAGAGCCGGCGGCACACCAUCCAGGUGGAUUACAUCCCCUACAUGGACGAGCUCGCCUGCCAGCUGGGGGUGAAGCCCAGCCUGCUCACCCUCUUCCUCAGCGACCCCAAGCUGGGGCUGGAGGUGGCCUUCGGGCCCUGCACACCGUACCAGUACCGGCUGCGGGGCCCGGGCGCGUGGGCAGGUGCCAGGGAAGCCAUCCUCACACAGCGGCAGCGCGUCAUCAAGCCUCUGCAGACCAGGGCCGUGCACCCGCCUCCCCGCUCCAGCAGUGUGCCCCACAUCUUUAAGGUCUUCUUCAGCAUCGGUUUGAUUGUGGCCACCCUUGUCUAUGUCUCGCUCUCUCCUUAG